UUGACAUUGAUGCAGUCGCGACAUACUUGACGAUACUCCAUUCAGUAAGUUUAGUGCUUCUUUUUGUGAAAACGGUCACCAGGAUAUUCAUCUUGAAGAAAACUGAAAAUUGCUGCCAGAAGAAAGAACAUUUAAGAAAACAAGUAAAAUAGAGUGAGCACAAAAAUUGGACAAGAUAGUGAGUGGAUUAAUUGUGAGAGAUAUCGUUUGCUCUAGCAAAUCCACCAUGACUUCUAGCCAGUGGUCAUUGUCAAAAUUCACCAUUCCAAAGAAGAAAAGAGGAUCUGGAAAUGUUUUUUUGGAAGACUGUCAUAAAGAUCACCGGGAGUAUACCUGUAUCAGAACAAUUAUAAAUGAAUCAAGGCUUGACUUCAAUUAUGAAUUUUUUUCUACAUUAAAGUGCCAGGAUUUCAAAAUGGUUCACAAUAAACAACUAGCAAUAGAAUAUCUUGAUAAAAGGACAAUAAUGCGUUCGAAUGGCAGACAAGGAAGAGAGAUGGAAGAAAGGUUUUGUUUCUUGGUGACCACCGGCAGCGAAGCUUUUCAAAUGUACACAGAAGGAGUGAAAAUAGAUACUACAGGCCCACAUACACUGGGGAAUCCCAAAUAUGGCAUUUAUUUACACAGACAUGUAGAUGUGGCACUAAAACAAGCUUUACAAAAAACAAUUUCAGUUGAAAAAAUUGUGGUCUUUAAGGUAAUAUUUGGUAAAGUCAAAAAGGUUCAUCCUUGCCUUGGGAAAAAAACUCCCCCAGAUCCAACCAUAGGUUUCGAUUCUCAUUUGCCUAAAGGUCGAGUCACCACUAAAGACAGCCUCCACCAACAAGUCAUUCAGUCAUCAAUUUACUUGUUUGACUGCAGUAAAGAAGCAGAAUUUUUAAACAGGCCUCGCCAGUGCUUGCCAUAUGCAGUUAUCUCAGUUGGAAGGAUGAUAACCAGUGACACAUUAAAGUCAUUAUUGCCUCUGGAACAGCAGUCUUCCAUAAGAGUGUAUAAAAAAAGAACAGAAUUCCUUCAAGAUUCAAGACCUCUUCUUUCAGAUUCUUCAAAACUUACAAAUAUUACAGUGGCAGAGAGAAGGGGAAGAGGUCAGAAUGCGACCGUUACUUUUAAACACUUUGGAAACUACCGGUUUUCUGAAAACACACAAGUCAGUGAAACUGCUAAGGCACACAUGUCUUUCUCUGGAAGGUGUAAAGACACAACCUUGUUGCAAAAAUCUCAAAAUGUAGAAAAUGAAGUUAGUGGAUUUUUUCAACCAAAUUUUAGUCUUAACGCAGAUCAGCAACCAACCGCUUUACGUGCGGUUAGCGUUUCUUCUGGACUGACACCGUUUGCAAAUUAUAAAUAUGAAAAUUCCCUGAAAAGCUUCUUCAAUGUGCCUACACUAAACAUGAUGAAUAAAGCUUGUCAGGAAUCAAAUGCCUGUAGAUCUAAAACAGUUCCUGUUACUGUAAAUGAGGAAUCAAGUUCUAAAAAUGGUGUUUUCCCAAAUUAUUGUUACCAGCAUCUAAGCAACAGCAUUUCUGUAGUUUCUUCCAAACUUGUUAAAGAUCCAAGGUCAUUAAGCAAAACAAAAGAAAACCUUUUGGUCCUGACAACAUCAAAUACUGAAAAUGAAACCAAACAGAGUAUUCGCACCAAAGUGAAUAAACAGAAUGAAAGUAAAAUGGUCCAGGAAAAAAAUAAAAAAAACACCCAUAUCACAUCACAAAUAGAUAAGUCAGAAAUCUGUAGUGUGAAGUCUUUUGAAAACGAGCCAUCUAUACCUAUGCUAAAAGAAAAAUUUCAAAAAUAUUCUGCUUAUCUUGAUUUAUCCAAGGAAGAGAGAUUAGCUAGAAUUCAUUCAUUGAACAAUGUGUCAGAUGCUGAAAAGAAACUCCUGUAUGACAGGAUCCACUAUUAUGAUAAGUAUUAUAAGACAUUUUCAAAUUAUUGGUCUAAGAAUUGUAUUUCCUUGGUAUCCUUAAGACAAAAUUCUGUUAAAAGUGGUCAUCAGGAAGAUGAUAAAUAUUUACAGAAUUCUGUUAAGCAUUUAAAGAGAAGCAAUGUUCAGAAACAGCUGUGUGCUGUAAAACAGGUAAAGAAACUCGAGCAAGAUGCUGCAAAAAUCCGUAAUGAGUUUUUGACAGAGUCUACAUUUUUGGACAAAAAUGGUAACUGUACAGAGAUCCAGCUUCAUAAACAGCCCAGCGCCUCAAAAGAUAAUAAUGAAGUAACAUCCUUUAAAGAAAUAAUAUGCAAAGCUCUGAGAGAUGAAAUUGUUCAAGUGCCUUCAACAAACUGUACUGAUGUUAAAACACAGGAUGCUUGCUUAUUGGUAGACAAUGAACUUGCAGAUUCUUAUGCUGAACAACUAUUUUGCUUGAAUGAUGAUAAUGAUGAAUCUUUAAUACACUUCACAGAAGACAACUACAUUGAGCAUUACGAAGAACUGUAUGCAGGUGAUGAUUUUGAACCAAGGCUGUAUAAUGUAACAGAUGUUUCAAAUGUAGUUCCACAGCCUAGUUUACAAGAUACUACAUGUGAAGACAGCAUAAAUGAAUACUAUAACAAAGAGGUAGUGACCUGUUCUGAAUCAGUUUAUAUGUUGUUACAUAAUCGACUAUUUGAGAAUAGUCAGUGUGACGUAAAACUAGACUCAGACCAUGCCAUUAAUAAAGAUGACACUUUGCAGUCCAGCAAAAUGUCUUUAUUAUCUGUCAAAACCACCCAGUUGUACUUGUGCAGUCAAUCUGAAAAUGGUUUCCAAAUCACCAUAAUAAAUGAUGCUAAAGGAAGCUGUUGCAGUGGACCUCAAACUAGGAAACAUUCUGAGAAUCAAACUUUUUUGGGUCUGGCCCAAAAUGCAAAUAGCAGUCCAGAAGGAAUCACACUUCAUGGCACAUACAAUCAGUUUACAGAGGAAAUUUACAGUGCAGAUACUUUGGAAGAUGAACAUCAUAUUAUGUUGUCAGUUUCAGGUAAUGUGAGUGUAGACAAUACAGUCAAUGUACAGAAUAUGAAAAAAAGGGAAAAAUUGGUCAUUGCAAAUGAUGAGAGGAGAACCAGUACAUCUAACGAUGCUUUUGCCAGUUGCAGUAAAAAUAAGAGAAGCACUAAUUUAAUGGACUCUGUUGUUAAAGUAGCAAACUCUACUUUUAAAGAAAGACACAUUAACAAACUAAAUAAAAAUAUGGCAUCUACAACGGUCUGUAGAAAUACAUCUGUUUUGGAAAAUACAAAAAGUAAUUAUCCUUUUGAACAUGAAAAAUGUCGUUUGGAGAAGAAAAUGGAUACAACUUCUAAACAUGGGUGUCGUGUCCCUGAAAAUGAAAAAUUGCAUUUUGAAUGUUUUCCUGUAAUGAUUGAAAGUGAAAGUGAAUUCACUGCAAAAUGUGACAAAGGCCUUCAAAAAAAUCAAUCCUAUGAAAUGUUAAAGCCUUUUAGAUCACUGAAAGAAACAAAAUUGAAAUGUGAGGUACAAUUUCAUAAAAAGAAUCGAGCACCAGCUGAAAUAAAUGCAUCAGCAAAUGAUGUAAAUUCUGCCUUUACUAGUGUAUUUAAAACAGUGACUACAGAAACACCAAGUCAAGUCAGUGAAGGUGUUUCUCUUCCACAUGGAGAAAUAUGUAACAUUACCUCAGGAGGGACAAGAUUGGGCCUAACUGGUAAAAGGAAAGAACAAAAAACUAGACAUUUCCAUACUUCAGGCUGUGCCAUUGUGUCUACUAAAAACAGAAAUCUGCCAUCAGAAAGGAAAAAAAGAACACGUUCUACAGUUAACUUGAAGACAGUUUCAGAAACUGAGAUGUAUUCCAAAGGUUCUAAUAAAAGGAGGAAGGAAGGUGACAACUAUAUGCAAGCACCUGCAAACUCGGAAUUGCUUUAUGCACAGAAGUCUGAAAACAUGUGUAUAGAUUUGCAACUUGAUGAAAAACAGACUGCAGAUCAAAAUACAUUAGAUGGGAAUUGCAAAAUGCAAGAUGCCAAUCACGGUGAGCUAUAUUACAUGAAAAAUUAUGAUAAACCAGUACAGUUGCCAUUAUUACAAAGUAACAAUAAUAGAAAUAUAUCAUCUGAUGCAAGUAUCAAAUGUUACUCCACAGAAGCAUAUAAAGUUUCAGAUUCUGAAACAGGAACAAGCAGUACCACUAACUCCUUUUCCUCAGAGCUGGAGUCUUUUUACACUUCAAUAUAUCAGGAUGAAAACAAUGUGAAAGCUAUUACUAAUAUUUUAAAACAAGCUAGUAGCACAUCUUUAAUUUCUGAGCUAGAGAUUCUAAGAGCAAAAUGUAGAAAGAUGUUGCCUGCAUUUGUUUCUGCUUUUGAGAAGGAACAAUGUGUUGAUUUCAACAGUGUAUUUGUUUCAAGAGAGAAUUUAGUUGAGAAGAAUAUGAAAAUGGCUGCUGUGCCAGUGAAGUUAAAAGUCAGCAGUCUGGACUCUUUUCUUGAACUUCAAAUAAUGAUAGAAACCACACAAUAUAUUGAGAACAAAAUAAACUUUUCAAAGAAAUGGCCAACAUUCAGAAGUUUCCUUUGGUAUGACCCAACAUUAUACAAUGAAUUACUAAAAGGGAGAGUAGGAUAUCAACAGCAGUCUUCACUGUUUGUUACAUUUCAGGAGAAACUUGGUCACGAUGGUUAUAGUGUGCUGAGAAAAUAUCAUUCAGAAUUAUUUGGUUCACUGAAAGCAAAAAGUGCUGAAGUUAGUUCUUACUAUGUGUAUCUGAAGGAAAGACGGAUCAGAGAGGAAUGCAAAGCUGUAAUGCAACACUAUUCUGAUUGUGAUAGUUUCUUUCUGUCACUACCACUUUCUUGUGGAGUCAAUUUUGGAGACUCUAUUGAAGAUCUGGAAAACUGUCAAGAGAAUAUUAUGUCAUUGAUUGUAUCCUAUUCAGACAGACUGUGUGAAGAUCAUGAUUUUGCAAAGCUUGAACAUCUGUACAGCAUUCUUAGCAUACUAGGUGGAAAAAUCAACUUUUUAAAAAACAACCAAACGAGUAGUCAUCAUAUUUCCUGGUUUGGGCUAGAACACAUUACUUUUGAUGCUGCAAAAGAAAUUGCAUGGAAGGAGUACCAGCAGAAUGGAAAAUUAAGUUUGAGUGCAUCUUUAAAUCUAUACCAAAAAAAUGCAAAAAAAAUAUCUAAAGUUUGUGAGGAAGCUAUAAAACAAAUGCAUGAAUUCUUUGAUGAAGUAAAUGUUCCUGAGCAGCUUUCCACUGGCACAAUUCCUGCUGAUGAGGACAGCAAGUCAAAAAAUCAUUGUGAUGGCAACGCAGAAAUUAAACCUACAAAUAAGAGAAAGUUUAUGGGGUUUGAAUUGCUGAACGCACCUCCUGAAAAAAAAAGAAUCCAGUCAGUAAACUGCAGUGAGGACGCAAGAACUGCUUUAGAUUUGAAUGCUGGGAAUAGACCAGAUCAGGAGGAUUCAGUCAAUUCAACAAUAGUGAAAGAAGCAGAACAGUGUUCCUUAGAUCUAGUUACCCCUUCUGCUAAGGCCUGUAUGGAUCUACAAAAUGUAGAAUCUGUAAUGUGCAAGUCUAGAAUUUUGGAAGAAGACGGGUCUUGUCCAACUGCUGAGAAAACCAAUCCAGACAAUGUUGAAGAAAAAACUCUAAACAGUGCUUCUGAUUACAAUUGUGGAGACCCAGCUUUCAAGAUCACACCUGCAUUAAAUGUGCCUUCAACAAGCCAAAGUAAAGAUGAAACAUUUCCUACAGUUGAUAAAAUACACCCAAAAGGUAGAAGCAUUCCAAUAGUUAAUCAAUCAAGGCAGCAUCCCUUUCCAUUAUAUGGAUCAAAAGAUAGUUAUUCUUACCAAAGAAAACUGGGCUCUGAAGCCCAUUUUUCUCAGUCUACUAAUAUGUCCGUCAAAAAUUACCUCAGUUCAGGAAUGAUUUAUGGGACUUCCUCCUCUGACCAAAGUAGUAACUGGCAGCUUUCAACAGUUAAACCUGUUGCACAUUUUUGGCCAUCGCAUGAACAGCAAACUGAACAAAAACAUCAGAAUCAUAAUGAAAUCCUUAUACAUGAAAACAAGCAGUUGUCACCUUCUGAAGGAUUUCCUCCACAUUUAAUCAAUAUAAACCAUUUUUGUCCUCCUCAGCUGUGGAACCAAAAUAACUCUUUUUAUGGGAGCAAUUCAUAUUUCCUGUAUUCUGGAUAUGCCCUCCCUACAGCGAGUUUUGGAGCGAACAAUCAACAGAGUCCAACAAUGAUGAAUUAUACACCAUAUUUUUAUCCAUAGUUAGCAAAAACAAGACUCUGCCCUCUAGUCCCUUAGAAGCUGGCUUUUCGAAUACUACUGAGGAUUUUCAAAUGCCACAUAAAUUUGUUGAAGUGAUCGUGUAUUGCUGGUUUAGUUCUGAAAAAUGGUGAUUCUUUUUGUAAUUAGCAUUUGUUACCAUUUUAAAUAUAGUAAUAAAAUAUAUUUUGCAAUACUGCAAUCAAAAGGAAAUGAUUGAUUAUGUCUUGUUCUUGAGAUAUUUUUCUAAUUAGUUCUGCUGGAUAUGCUUUAUAGCAGUGUUGCAUUCCAGGAACAAAUGUGUUCAUCUGGUUCAAGGAAAAUCUUUUGUAUUAAAGCAUUGCUUUUAAAACUUGUUUCAAUAGUAUUCCUGAAAUCACUGUUCAUGGUGAAAUACGUACAGUACAUGCUGUAUAAUUGUGCAAGUAUAUCUCGUGUCUGUUUAUAUAACUUUUACAUUAAUACUGUGUUGUGUCUUCAUAGAAAUUUUAAAUUAAAAAAUAAAAGGUUUGUAAAGUUGUUAUACUACAUUAAUACAAAUUAUUACAUGUACCUUUAUGUUUUCCCUUCUUAAAUACUUUCAUCUACCACAGGCUCAAAAACACAUUCCCAAAAUAAGUGAAGUACUUAUUUGCAGGUAUUAAUUUUAGCAGCUCAUAGCCUAAUCAUAAUCACAUACUUUAAUCCUGCCCUUCUUUAAGACAUUUAAAAGAACUCUGUUUAGUCUGUCUUUAAUCUGAAGUUUACUUUUUCAGUUUCUUGUGUGAACCAAGUAUUGUGUCUGCAGUUUUAUCUGUUUUAAUCAAUAGCCACCAGCGUUUUUUUACUAAGAAUUGUAAUUUAGUCAUUAGUGAGUGUAGCUACUGGAUUUUGUGCAUGCUUAAAAAUAGUGACACAUUUGUAAUGGUUAUUUAACUAUCUGGUGAAAAGUGUAUUGAUGGAUAUGUAGUCUUGACUAUUUCAGUAUUGCAACAUGUUAAUCAAAUGUUAGACAUGUUCCUGUAAAUUGAUAUAUUUUCAGUGAUGUGUUAAUAUGUUUUCACUUUUCAUAAGUUUGAACUGUUCACUUUUAUAUUAAUAAACUUUGAUGUGUCUAUAAUUA
Messenger RNA from Erpetoichthys calabaricus (reedfish), 7328 nucleotides. RefSeq lists its product as uncharacterized. Gene Ontology annotation, biological process: male meiotic nuclear division; homologous chromosome pairing at meiosis; regulation of double-strand break repair via homologous recombination. NCBI's taxonomy places the organism in Eukaryota, Metazoa, Chordata, Cladistia, Polypteriformes, Polypteridae. Bases 227 to 6229 code for a protein of 2000 amino acids. The transcript has 12 exons. Gene Ontology annotation, cellular component: nucleus. The record is from RefSeq and is a predicted model, not a curated record.